Molecule: messenger RNA, 2231 nt
Organism: Glycine soja
Lineage: Eukaryota; Viridiplantae; Streptophyta; Magnoliopsida; Fabales; Fabaceae
Product: scarecrow-like protein 13
Exons: 2
Coding region: 302-1939 (545 amino acids)
Biological process (GO): regulation of DNA-templated transcription
Cellular component (GO): nucleus
Molecular function (GO): DNA-binding transcription factor activity; sequence-specific DNA binding
Source: RefSeq, a predicted model, not a curated record
AACCUUUUAACUAUAAAAUUAUAACUCAGCGACUACAAAUCCAUAUAAGAUUAGUUGCUGGCAUUGGCAAGCAAUCUGGUUUCUCUCUCCUCUCUCUCUCUCUGCUCUGAGUCACAGGUUGUGAACCGUUGUUGGCACUUGGCAGAUAAUUAUUGCAUCUAAUGAGUCAUCUGCAAAAAUUGUGUCUCUGAAUGACCAUCAAGUGAUCCAGUGCGAUUGGAAAGAACCUUCCCAAUUACAAAGAUUGACUACUUGUUAUUCUCAUUGAUUUUUCUUGGCGGAGUGAAUACUUCUUUUCUAGAUGCAAACGUCUCAGAAGCACCCUAGUUCAGCUGGUGCCCAUUUCUAUCACCAGCCUGUGCAAGGCAUUUACCAAAUGUUGCAAAGCAAUCUAUGCCAAGAUAGCAGCAGCCAGGGAACAAGUGUUUCAUUUGAAACCUGUAAGGAGCAAUACUUUACUCUGGAAUCAUGCCCAGCACCCACUAAUGAUUUCAUGGAUUGUGAUGAUUCUCCUUCCUAUGCCAGUGUAUCAUCUAAAAGGACUCCAUUUUCUCCACAAGGUUCUCAGUCAUGCUAUUCAGAUCACCACCAGUCCUCUGACAACACCUAUGGUUCGCCAAUAAGUGGCUUGUCUAGUGUUGAUGACCGGCAUCAACUAAAGCACAAGCUAAGAGAACUAGAGAUUUCAUUGUUGGCGCCUGAGGAAUCAGACAUUACAGACAGUUGCGGCUGCUGCGUCGUCAAGGGUGGCCUCCAUGGAUCAUCUCAGUUGGCCAAACAUAACUGGGAUCAGAUAGCAGAAAAUAUUGCACAAUUUGACUUGAAAGGAGCCCUCAAGGUAUGUGCACAGGCUGUGUCUGACGAUGAUGUUCCGACAGCAAGAGGCUGGAUAGAUAAUGUACUGGGGAAAUUGGUAUCAGUCUCUGGUGAUCCAAUCCAGAGGUUGGGUGCUUACUUGUUAGAGGGGCUUAGAGCAAGGUUGGAAUCAUCAGGGAAUCUCAUCUACAAAUCCCUUAAGUGUGAACAACCAACAAGCAAAGAGCUAAUGAGUUACAUGCACAUUUUGUACCAGAUUUGCCCAUACUGGAAGUUUGCAUACAUAUCUGCAAAUGCUAUCAUCCAAGAAACAAUGGCAAAUGAGUCAAGGAUUCAUAUAAUUGAUUUUCAAAUUGCGCAGGGCACACAGUGGCAUUUACUUAUCCAGGCUCUUGCACAUAGGCCAGGGGGACCCCCCUCCCUUCGUGUGACCGGUGUUGAUGACUCACAGUCGACUCAUGCACGAGGUGGAGGACUUUGGAUUGUUGGAGAAAGGCUUUCAGAUUUUGCCAGGUCUUGUGGAGUUCCAUUUGAAUUCCACAGUGCUGCAAUAUCUGGCUGUGAGGUUGUACGAGGAAAUAUUGAAAUCCGAGCAGGGGAAGCUCUGGCUGUAAACUUUCCUUAUGUUUUGCACCACAUGCCAGAUGAGAGUGUGAGCACCGAAAAUCACAGGGAUAGAUUGUUGAGGUUGGUUAAGAGCUUGUCUCCCAAGGUUGUUACCUUUGUUGAGCAAGAAUCCAACACCAACACUUCUCCUUUCUUUCAGAGGUUUGUUGAGACCUUGGAUUAUUAUACUGCAAUGUUUGAAUCUAUAGAUGUGGCUUGCCCCAGAGAUGAUAAGAAGAGGAUUAGCGCAGAGCAGCACUGCGUGGCACGAGACAUGGUCAACAUGAUAGCUUGUGAGGGGGUUGAGAGGGUGGAGAGGCAUGAACUUUUUGGAAAGUGGAGGUCAAGACUUUCCAUGGCUGGAUUUAAACAGUGUCAAUUGAGUUCUUCAGUGAUGGUUGCUACCCAAAAUCUCCUAAAGGAGUUCAGUCAAAAUUAUAGGCUUGAACAUAGAGAUGGUGCUCUUUAUCUUGGCUGGAUGAACAGACAUAUGGCCACCUCUUCUGCUUGGAGAUGAAACUGACUGGUUCGAGCGUUUGCCUCCUUUUUGACUUUUAAUUGAGCAAGUAGUCUCUCCAUAGGACUUGAGAUUUACCUCUGUUCUAUAAUGCAUUUUGUAGAAUCUCAAAGCUCGUUGUAAAUGCUAAUACAUAAAUGAAAGAAAAAGAAACGUCUGGUAUGACUUCAGCGUUAUUUUCCUGCCCUCUUCCACGGGCUUUAGUUUUAUUUAACUCGUGAUAUGAGUAGGAUACUCAGCUUGUUUCCUCGUUUAGUUCCUUGUAGUGACUGAAAUGAGAAACCUUACACCA